Molecule: messenger RNA, 192 nt
Organism: Penicillium longicatenatum
Lineage: Eukaryota; Fungi; Ascomycota; Eurotiomycetes; Eurotiales; Aspergillaceae
Exons: 1
Coding region: 1-192 (63 amino acids)
Source: RefSeq, a predicted model, not a curated record
AUGGUUUUACCCGAGGUUGAGCUGACUACCACGACGACCAUCACACUGCCCGCGUAUACCAGCACCGUGGAUGUUGAAUGGACGAUCACCAAGCUGACAACUGUGUAUGGUGGCGAUAUGUCCACAGUCACCAAGUUCAACCAAUACUGCCUAGUUUUCAAUUAUAAACUUCCCCAGAUGCGGUUAUGCUAG